Molecule: messenger RNA, 5308 nt
Organism: Prorocentrum cordatum
Lineage: Eukaryota; Dinophyceae; Prorocentrales; Prorocentraceae
Source: the annotation of a GenBank genome assembly
AUGGCGGCCGACAAUGGAGCAGCUGGGGUGCAGCUGCUAGACUCACGUGGGAUCGGCAAGGCGCCGACGUUUUCAGGCAAGAGGGAAGACUUCGAGGAUUGGACCUUCCCGUUCGAGUCAUACUGUGGCCUGCUGGGCUGGACGGCGGGCCUGGAGCGAUCAAGGGACGCUGAGGAGCCGCUGACCGCGGACGACCUCGGCGAGCAGGGAGUGCUGGUAGGGAGGAGCUUGUACCACCUGCUGGCAAGCACUACGAAAGGCACGGCGCAGAGCGUCGUGAAGCUCUGCCCGCGAGGCGACGGCUUCGAGGCAAUGAGAAGGCUGUACAGGGAGUACAGGCCGCGACUGAAUGAGGAGCACGGCCAGAUGCUCCAGCAGAUCCUCGCGCCGACAUGGUGGAAGGAUCGCGAGGGGAAGGAGCGCUUCGCGGAGGUACUGAUCGCUUGGGACGAGUUGAUCUCAAGGUACGAGCGCGCGACCGGAGAGCAGGUCACGCAGAAUAUGAAGACGAGCACGAUCAUGGCCCACGCGCCAGAGGAAGUGAAGGUCAUGCUACGCUCGGCGCAGCGCGAGGUGCGCAGCGACAUCACACAGAUGAGGAGCUGCAUCUUCGAGGCGGUGAUCGGCCAAAGUGGAGUGGUCUCGCGACCUCCGACAGCGAACAAGGGGAGCAACGACAUGGACGUCGACGCGAUCUCCAAGGGCAAAGGCAAGGACGGCAAGGACAAGUGCCAGAUCUGCCACAAGCCGAGUCACACGGCCCGCGACUGCUUCUGGCGUGACAAAGGGAAACAGAAGGGCGACGGAAAAGGUCGAGGAGCAGCCGCGGGAACCAAGGGCGGAAGGGACGCCAAAGGCAAGGGCAAGGACGGCUACACCUUCUCGGGGAAGUGCGACUAUUGCCAUAAGACGGGCCACAAGAAGGCGGACUGCAAGAAGCGAAUCGCCGAUGAGAGGUCCAAAGGAAACGCGGCCAUUGAGCAGGAGAGCACGGACCCGAAGACGGUGGCCAAGAUCGAGUACGCGGAGUACGAGUGCGGGAUCUGCGACGACGACCAGCUCUACUGCAUGGCGAUGGAGGUGGAGGAUCCCGAGACGGAGUGCUGCGGCAUGGAGCUCGUGGAGACGACCUUCAUCACGUUGGACACCUCGAGUGACUGCCACGUGGGGCCGACCUUCUUCGGCGAAGGAUGCAGGAGAGGAGAGGAUCACGGCCCGAGGCUGCUGGACGCGCAGCGCAACGAGAUCAAGAUGGACUCCAUUGCGACGAUGCCGAUGGUGGUUACUGACGAGUGCGAGCAGCUGAAGUUGCUGAAAGCAGAUUUCAGGCUAGGUGACACGGUAUCGAAGCCAAUCCUAUCGCUGCUUGAGGUGAUGGAUAAGGGUGCCGAGUUCUGGCUGAGCGCGAAGACGGGCAUGUGCAUGUACCCUGGCGGUGACCUCAGCAAGGGCAUCCCGCUCACCAGGAAGAACAACACGCUGGGAUUCAACGCGAAGACCUUCAAGACAGCUACGGAGGCGAAGGAGUUCGCGGCCAGCGUGAACGCGAAUGAGCAGCAGGAGGAGGCGUUCGUGCCGACGCCUGGGGCUGCGGGCAGCGGAGCAGCGACAGCGGCACCUGCGGCUGCACCUGCGGCUGCCGCCUCGGCUCCAGAGCGAGGUGGAGCAGCUGAGAGCGCGGGAAGAGAGCGACUGGCUCGACAUCCCGUGGUGCUACGCGAAGGGCAGGAGAUCGUCCUGCACCCUUCCAGCCGCGUGGAGGACACGCGGGCAAGGCUCAAGGAGAUGGGCCAGCCAAUCUACGGCAGAGAGGACGAGCUGCGGGCCAGACUCAGCGACGCGGAGCGGAGGCUCACGGCACAACACCUGAAGGUGAAGGAGUUGGAGCGCAGGCACGAGGAGUCCGUUCAAGGAGGACCCACGAUAGCACCGCGAGAAGUAGUAGGGCCAGCAGCGCCCACGGAUGAAGAACGAGCAGCUCAUGAACUGCUGCGCCUCGCGAGAGCGCCGUGGCGCGAGGCCUGCGCGCGGGGGAACGAGACGACCGAGCCGCGCAAGACCCUCACGUUCGACCAGAAGGACACUGGGAAGGCGCAGAUCACCCUGGACUUCUGCUACCUGAAGACCAACGGCGACUGGGCGGAGAUCGGAGAUGAGGAGCCGCCAGCGGCGGACAUCUUCGCGACGACGCUCGUGAUGGCGGACAGGGACACGCUGAUGUUCAAUGCAGUCUCGAUGCCCACCAAGGCGGUCACGGAUUACGCAAUAGCCAGCGUGAGCAGCUUCAUUGAGGGCAUGCAUCUCACGACGGCGGACAUCAAGACGGACGGCGAGCCCGCGAUCGUGAACCUGGUGGAGGAGGUGCGGAAGAGGCUGAGCAAGAGCAUCAAGCUAGAAGAGAAGCGUGGGAACCUGAAGGACAGCCAGAGCAUGGGCGCGAUUGAGGCUCCGAUCAGAUGGUUUCAGGCGAAGGUGAGGACGUGCAAAUUCGACCUGGAGAAGCGCUAUGGCAUGAAUAUCACAGCGGACGCACCGAUCUGGCGUUGGCUUACACGGUACGUUAGCUGGGCUACGUCUACGUACCGACCACGAGCCGAUGGGAGGACGUCCCAUCAGGCAGCCUACGGAGUGACCUACAACGGAGAGAUUCUCCCCUUUGGCGAGACGGCUCUCUUCAAGACCCCGAUCUCCCACACGAGGCAGAUCGCGGCUACGUCCCUGAAGCACAAGGGCGAGUCGAGUUUCGUGAAGGGCAUCUGGAUCGGGAAGCACAAGGAGAGCGACGACCACUUGUUCUUGACGCCAGCGGGCUGGCACCGCGCAAGAACAUGCAGGCGGCUGGAGCCAGCAUUGCGGGCAGAUGACAAGCUGAUGAAAGCAGUGAAGGCCCUGCCCUGGGACGCGAGGAGCGCCAAGCCGUGCGAGCUACUGCCCAGGCUUCAGAGGCCGAUGCCCACGAUCGUCUUGACGGCGGCGGAGCAGAAGGCGAAGACCGAGGCGCAGGAGGCAGCGCGCGAGGCGGCGCCACCCCAGGGGGCGCCCGAGCAGGGGGCGCAGCCGGCUGCAGCAGCGAGCGCGGGGCCAUCGGCGGCGCCCGCGGGACCUGGAGCUGGAGCGGCAGCGGCAGCGAGACCAGAGGAGAAGAGCACGACGGAUGCGGACGCGCCGAUGACACCUCGAGGUCUUGUCAGACCUGCCGACGCUGAAGACUUCGGCGCACCAGGCAAGCGCGCGAAGCACGUGGACGCCAUCUCGCUCGACGACCCUAUCGACUACAGCAUCCUGGACAGGAUGGGCACCGACUGCUACAUGACGGUCAGCGGACUGGAGCCCGCGGUGGAGCUCAAGGGCAAGCGCGAGGCACUAGAAGUGCUGGCGCACUACGGGGUGCACAGGGACGUCCCGAGGAGCGAGAGCGGUGAGUUCAAGAGGAUCAGGGCGCGCUGGGAGCCGCAGAUGCGAGGAAGUAUCUGCAAGUGGCGGUAUGUGGCGCAGGAGUUCAAGUGGAUGGAGCUGCGUGACGACGUGUUCGCAGCGAGCUCAUCGGCACAGACGAGCAGGCUGGUGGACUUCGUCAGCAUCAAAGAGGAGAACCACGGGACCUUCAUCGCGGAUUGCGUGAAGGCGUACUACCAAGCGGACCAGACUGAGAAGGUUUGCGUGGAGCCACCUGCUGAGUAUCUGGCGAUCUUGGCGGAGAUGGGCAUACCGACCGACGUCGUUUGGGCGCUCAACAAGAUGCUACCUGGGCAGCGCGUGGCAGGCGCUGGCUGGGUGGACAAGGCGGCGAAGACCCUGAAGGGAGAGGGUUUCGACAGGAGUGAGUGUCAGCCGCAGUUCUACUACCACAGAGAGAAGAAGAUCCUGAUCGAGGUGCACAUGGACGACUUCCACGGGGAGGGUCCAAUCAGCAGCCUGGAGGGGAUCAUCAAGCGGCUGCGGGAGGUGUUCGACCUGAAAGCGACGGAUGUCAUCAGGCAGGGACGCUACUCGCACCUGAAGCGGGACAGGCUGAGGCUCAUGAACGGCAACAUCAUGCUGAUGCCGAACGUGAAGCACAUCGACGACCUGAUCUACGUAAUGGGCAUGGAGAAGGCCAAGCCGACGAGGGUACCAAGCUUGACUGAGGAGGACCCGACAUGGAGUCCUGAAUUGGACGAGAUCGAGAGGGCGAAGUUUCGCACAGGAGUCGGGAUCGCGCUCUACAUCUCGCCCGACAGAGCGGACAUCCAGCGGGACGUGCAGCUGAUGACCAGGAACCUGAGUCAGCCGACGGAGUUUGACAGGAAGCGACUGGUGAAGCUGGUGAGGUACCUGAAGGGGGCAAAAACGUAUGGAGUGCUGAUGGAAAAGCCAACUGGGAGCAAGCCUGGAGAAGUGAAGCUGCAGUUGUUCACAGACACGGACUUCGCGACGUGCAAGGAGACGAGGCGUGCGAUGACCUGUGGGAUCACAAAGCUGGACGGAGUGCAUUUUGCAGCGUUCGCAAGGAGGCAAGGAGUUCAGAGCACAUCCUCAGGUGAGGCGGAGUUCUACGGCGCGAUCUCGGUGGUGAUGGACGGCAAGCUGGUGAAGAACAUGCUAGAGUGGUUGGGCUACAAGGUGACCUGGGAGCUCGGGGUCGACAGCAGCGCCGCGAAGGCGAUGAUCAACCGCGAGGGCGUCGGAAAGGUGAAGCACCUGGGCGUUCGGGCGCUGUGGAUCCAGCAGGAGCGAAAGGUCCACGGACUGAUCAUCAAGAAGGAGAGUGGAACAAAGAACGUGGCCGACCUAGGGACCAAGGCGCAUGCCACGGAGCGGUUCGAGCACCUGCGAGAACUUGCUGGCAUCAUGGACUGCAGCGAGAUGGACAAGCAUAAGGAGCUGGAGGCGUGCUCGGUGACAACGAGCGCCUGGGCUAAGCAAGGCUUGUUGGCGACACUGCUCGCGCAAGGAGUGACGGGCGGUGCGACCAAGGCGAGUGAAUGCGCAGUGCGAGAUCUCGACCAGGGUGCAGUUACCCUCUGGGAGGCUACAAAGCUGCAGGACUGGAUCGACGACCACACGACAAUGAUCAUUCUGAUCGUGAUGAUGACAACGUUCGUGGCAGGAGCACUGCUCGGGUGUUUGAUUUGCAAGUGGUGGGCGAAGAUGGACAGCACCACGAAGCAAAACCUGGUAAAGCAUACGAAUGCCCCGAAUCGGAGAAAGGAGCUGAGCAACAAGGUGAAGUUCACGGACAGGCGAGCCACGGGUGAGAACGAGCUUGCGGCCAAUGGCAAGGUGAGCGAGGCGACGUGCCUCGACGAGGCGCCGUGGGGGCGUGCAG